Molecule: messenger RNA, 300 nt
Organism: Dovyalis caffra
Lineage: Eukaryota; Viridiplantae; Streptophyta; Magnoliopsida; Malpighiales; Salicaceae
Source: the annotation of a GenBank genome assembly
AUGACUACAUCGAGGCGUCUUGCUGAUAGGAAAGUCGAUAGAUUUGACAAGAACAUUACUAAGAGAGGAGCUGUGCCCGAGACAAGCACGAAAAAGGGAAAGGACUAUCCUGUUGGUCCUGUUCUCCUCGGAUUCUUCGUCUUCGUUGUCAUUGGAUCAUUCAUUAAUGAGGUUUUCUUUGUUGUUUGUAACAGCUCUAUUCCAGAUAAUCAGGACAGCAACGAGCGGAGGCAUGGCUUAAACUGUUACUGGUUUUGGGAGGCAGCAGCUGAUGGUUGUUUCGUUUGCAUUUCCUAUUAG